Gasterosteus aculeatus aculeatus (three-spined stickleback) is the source of this 2373-nucleotide messenger RNA. The record is from RefSeq and is a predicted model, not a curated record. Lineage: Eukaryota; Metazoa; Chordata; Actinopteri; Perciformes; Gasterosteidae.
CAUCUUUGUGACGACCUCAAGCCGACCAGUGAAAGCAGAUUCUGGCUCAUUAUUAUUUCAGUGCGGUGUAAUGAAACCCAGGUGAUCUGGUGGCUGUGGGACACAUACGCACGGGAUGGCCGCUGCGAGCGCGAAGGCACCUGUAAGUACCUCCUAAAUCAACCGCAUCCGCGUGCAAACAUGGAGGGACAACAGGGGAUUUAAGGCGGCUUUGUUUCGACCAAUGUCCAUGUUUCUCCAGUUGUGUGAGGGAGGAGAUGAGGUGAGAGUGGGAGUAGUCCUGGCUGCGCUUCCAGACUAUGUGGUUAUUGACGAGGAAGGGUGUGGUGUGCACUGGAAGUCGGCAAAGGACGAGGAAGCGAAAUCCUUCUCCUUUGACCAAGUUGUGACUCUUGACAACAUACAGAGUUUGCACCCUGAGUUCCUGCAGCCCCUCACAGAGUCCACAUCAGGUGGCUACAACGCAGCGCUGCUGAUAUGUGGAGCCUCUACCGAGGAGAUCAACGCUCUGAUUGACCAAACUAUCAUCAGACAGGUCUUGGCAGAUCUGUUGGGUCGUAUGUCGUCACAAGGGGAGGAGGAGUUGUUCGUCUCUGUGUCGUUCGUUCAGGUUUGUCCUCCUAUGAAUCACAGUAUGGACACAUUUUUGGUGCAGGAUCUCACGAUCGUUCGUCAAUGUCAGUUUUACCCAGACGGCAACGCUGUGGAUCUCCUAAACCCCAGCGGGAAGACGCUGGAACUCGUGCUACACCCCGUCCUCGGAAGUCUUGUGGGAGGUUUAUGCGAGGUGUGCGUGUGCUCGGCAGAAGAAGCCUGUGCUCUGUAUGAGACCUGCAGGGAGGCCCUGAAGGCCGAUGCAGCCGCCGUGUUAAAGAGAUGCAGUUCCCUGUUCUCUGUGGCCGUUGAGAGGAAACUUCAUCCACAGGAGGAGCAGUCGGAGAUCUGUCGCAGCAGACUGCAGCUGUUCAGACUGGCAGGAGGAGCCAGCAGGACCGACCUCAGAGGAGUCUGCCCUCUGGUGAAGGUUGUGGACCAAACGCAACGUGAAGCCGCCACCAGUGAGAAGAUCCUCCCUGUCCUCCUAGAUGAUGCCUUAAGGGGAAACAGCAGGACGGCCCUCAUCUACUGUAUCAGCCCUCAGGGUCUCCUAGACGACGAGACCCCCGCUGCUUUAGCUUUGGCCCAGAAAGCGAGAGGUUUGGUGACCGCGGCAACUGUUGAUCGCUGGUGUCCGAGAGCAACGGAGCAGAAGAUCAGAGAUGACAUCGCGGAGCAGAGAAACGCGAUGAUGUCGCAGGGGGAAAGUGACGUUCAGCACACAGUAAAGCUAGCAGGGCUGACCCGAGACCUGCAGGUUGUGAAGAAUCAGUCUUGGGAGAAAAGGAGGGAAGAGUCAAAGAAGAUAAAAGACAAAAGACAGACUUGCCGGACUCCAAAAAGAAAUGUGCACAGCGGCGAUCGCAGAGCGGGUUCAGACACCGUGAUAUAUUUACAAGCCCAACUGAAUAAAGAAAUGGAAGAACACAUCAGAGAGGGCAAAGGGGAUGUGGAGAAAGUGCAGGAGAGAGUGGGACGAAUCCAGCAGCUGAGCGCUGCUCUCAGAGGGGAGACACAGGAGGCUGCUGCAGAGAACUCUGACCUCUGCCAACAAUCUCAGUUGGAAUACAGCAAAUCACAGGAACAGAGGAGGCGACUUAAAGAGGACCACUGGAGAUUACUUCAGGAGGAGGUGGAGAAGAUGGAGAGAGACUUUGCACAGGAACAGCUACCGACAGAAGGCCUCCAGAGGGAGCUGCUGGUGCUGACCAGAGAGAGGAGGGUCCUGGUGCUGCAGAUAGAGGCCCUGCGCGCUGAGGCCCAGCAGGCUGAGAGAGACCUGCACCAUCAAUAUAAAAACCACCAAGCAGAGCUGCGUGGUCACAGAGAGGAGAGCCUGGAGGUGAGAGAACACUCAUUCCCGUUUAAUUUACCGUGUUACAAGCUGGACAGUCCUUUACCACCAGGUGUCUGGAUACCGCAGGUGUUCAGAGUGUUUCGUCAGGUGAGCGAGGAGCAGAGGAGGACGUCGGAGGGCAGAUACAGGAGCGUGCUGCUGGAAGCUGUGCAGGACGCCGUCUACCUCUCUGCCCAGAACCAGCAGCUGCAGGCGGACAACAAGCAACUCCGUAAAGCAUUGGGGGCGUUAAAGGACACACUCGCUGUGCGAGGGGACCCUGCAGCUGGACUGGGACGCCAACAGCAGUGAAUGGAUGACGGGAAGAUCACUGUGCUAAAUAUAGAAACCAUUACACGAUGAAACUGGUUUUCAUGAACACACUUUAUUUGGACUUCGACAUUGUUCUUGGCAUAGAAUGAAAUAAAAUAAUUACGCUA